AGCCCUCCAUGUAGCGGGGCGCGGAGCCCGGCUCUCGCAACCCAAGAUGGCGGAUGAGAGUGAGACAGCAGUGAAGCUGCCGGCACCUUCGCUGCCGCAGAUGAUGGAAGGGAACGGAAACGGCCAUGAGCACUGCAGCGACUGCGAGAACGAGGAGGACAACAGCUACAACCGGGGUGGCUUGAGUCCAGCCAAUGACACUGGAGCCAAGAAGAAGAAGAAGAAACAGAAGAAGAAGAAAGAGAAAGGCAGUGACACAGAUGCGGCCCAGGAUCAGCCUGUGAAGAUGAACUCUUUGCCAGCAGAGAGGAUCCAGGAAAUACAGAAGGCCAUUGAGCUGUUCUCAGUGGGUCAGGGACCUGCCAAAACCAUGGAGGAGGCCAGCAAGCGAAGCUACCAGUUCUGGGAUACACAGCCAGUCCCCAAAUUGGGUGAAGUGGUAAACACCCACGGGCCAGUGGAACCCGACAAGGACAACAUUCGACAGGAGCCCUACACUCUACCCCAGGGCUUCAUUUGGGAUGCCUUGGACCUGGGAGACCGUGGUGUGCUGAAAGAACUGUACACCCUCCUGAAUGAGAACUAUGUGGAGGACGAUGAUAACAUGUUCCGAUUUGAUUAUUCCCCAGAGUUUCUCUUGUGGGCUCUCCGGCCACCUGGCUGGCUCCCACAGUGGCACUGCGGGGUUCGAGUGGUCUCAAGUCGGAAACUGGUUGGGUUCAUUAGUGCCAUCCCAGCAAACAUCCACAUCUAUGACACAGAGAAGAAGAUGGUGGAGAUUAACUUCCUGUGUGUCCACAAGAAGCUGCGCUCCAAGAGGGUGGCUCCAGUUCUGAUCCGAGAGAUAACCCGGCGGGUCCACCUGGAGGGCAUUUUCCAAGCGGUUUACACUGCCGGAGUUGUAUUGCCAAAGCCUGUUGGCACCUGCAGGUACUGGCAUCGGUCCCUAAACCCUCGGAAGCUGAUUGAAGUGAAGUUCUCCCACCUGAGCAGAAAUAUGACCAUGCAGCGCACCAUGAAACUCUACCGACUGCCAGAGGCCAGUGGUGCUCGGGUGGCGGGUAGGGUGGGGGUGGGGAGGUUUCCAUUUACCAGCCCCUAGUCGCCAGGUUCUGUGUCUUCCUGCUCUAAGGGUGUUUUUGUUUCAUUUCCCUGGUUCUCUUGAAUCUGUGCCUGGCUUAGCAUCCCUGCUGUCCACUGACAGGCUUGGAGAACACCACUUCUCUGUAAUUUUAGCCUAGGUGAAGCUUAGAUAGAAAAUGGAUCUCUCUACUGAACCUUGAUCUCAUCUCUGCCUCACACAUUCCACAGACCAGUGUGGUAAGCUCUCAAGUGUCCACUCCCUUCUGCCAAGACAGCAGAGGAGCUUGUGAGAGAG
Onychomys torridus (southern grasshopper mouse) is the source of this 1378-nucleotide messenger RNA. It is a transcript of the gene Nmt1, whose product is annotated as N-myristoyltransferase 1. The record is from RefSeq and is a predicted model, not a curated record. The coding region runs from base 47 to 1102 and encodes 351 amino acids. The transcript is spliced from 8 exons. NCBI's taxonomy places the organism in Eukaryota, Metazoa, Chordata, Mammalia, Rodentia, Cricetidae. Gene Ontology annotation, biological process: N-terminal peptidyl-glycine N-myristoylation. Gene Ontology annotation, cellular component: cytoplasm. Gene Ontology annotation, molecular function: glycylpeptide N-tetradecanoyltransferase activity.